CUUCCGAAAGCUAAUUAGCAGACGAUGGGAGUUUUAUAUUUUUAACACAAGUCAGAAAAUCCUUUAUGAAGUGAAAGAUCAUUGCACAGCAGUCAAAAUGCAACAGAUGAGAGAAAAGCAGCAACCCUUUUUUAAACCGUUAUCAUUCAGUGAACAGAAUAUAAAUACGAAUAACCAUUAUGAGACUUCAUCAUGUUCCUCGGCACCUCAGAUGCAAGUACGGCCAAAAUUCCAGCAAAACUCUGCACAAUUUCAGACCAGUAAAGCAAGAGAGAAUGAACAAAACCAAGUUAUUUCACAACAACAAGAACAGACCCAAGGCAAUGAGAGAAUAUCUUCUUUACAUGUGAAACUGCAGCAUGAGGCAGAUCGUAUUAGGAAAUGGAAAGUCCAAACUGAAAUCGAAAUCAAGCAAAAGGACAAGAAAAUAAAAGAAUCUACUCACACCAUUGAAAGCCUGAGGAAAUCUAUUCUUGAGCUUCAGCUUCAAAAUGAAAGCCUCAGUCUGCGUCUUCAAGAAGAGAUAACCAGCAGGGAGGAAAUUCUUCAUAGAAUAAAUGCUACAAGAGACAUGUGUAAUCUUUUGAAAGACCACUCUGCUGAUACAGAGGAAAGACUGCAAAAAUGUGAAACAGAGCGCACCGAGCUGAAAUAUAUUGAGAAACAACAUGUUAAGCAGUUUGAGGAGUUAUCAGAAAAGUUUACAAGUCUUGAUAUAACAUCAAAGAAAGAGAAGGAAGAUUUGACGGAAAAAUUGACAGCAGAAUUAAAGAAAGGCGAGGAACUGCAAAAAGAACUGAAAAAUCACAAGGAAGAAAUGAAAACUACUUUGAAUGAUUUGGAGAAAUUGUGUGAUGAGAAAGACCUAGAGAUUCGAGAUGUUAGGGCUGAACUCUGCAAGAAUGAGGAUGAAAUACACAAGAUGAACUCUGUUAUAGAUGAGCUGCAAAGUGAGAUUGGGAAUUUACAGAGUGACUUGAAGCAGAAGCAAACCUGUCUGACAGAAUCUGAAGAGAAACUGAAGAAAAUAAUGGAUGACUAUGGGAAAUUGGAGGAGAAACUUACCAAGACAAGCAAUUCAUUAGAGGAAAGCCAGAAUGACCAUUUGCUACUGAAGGCAGAAUUUGAAACCAACAGAUCUUCUUAUACUGAGGAAGUCAAUAGUCUCAGAGGUCACCUUGAAAAUUUGAACUGUACACUUGGUAAUGAGAAGUCAAGAGUGUCUGAACUUGAAACAGCACUGCAAAAAAUGGAACACAUAGUUGAGGACUUGAAAAGCGCAAAAGAUAUUUUGAUGAUGGAGAAAAGUGAGAUGGAAAGGAAAGUUCAUGGACUAAAUGAAGAAAAGGCCAUCAUUCUUCAUGAAAGGGAGCAAAUUUUAGUUGAAAAAACAAAUUUAGAGGCUACGAUGGCAGGAUUAAGUACAGAGCUGUCAAAGUAUAAGGAUGAAAACUUGGACCACAAGACUGAGUUGCAAAGUCUUAGUAAUCAUCUGGAAGUUGUUCUAGAAGAAAACAAGAAAGUCAAAGAAGAACUCAGUGAAUUAAACAAAGAAGUACUUGCAAGGGAGGCAAAAUUUCAAGAAAUAAAGAAGUCAUUUGCAGAAAAGAUGGAUUUUUGUUCAGCACAGUCUGAAGAACUGGAAAAUGUUUCUCAACAGCUCAUUAACGAAAGACAAAACAUUGAGCAGCUACAAAUUAAAGUCAAGGAGGAUGAGGAGUUGAUUAAAAAUCUGAACAGUGAAAUCGAUCAAUUCAAAGCUGACAUUAAUAAAUUACAAAAGGAAAUCAAGACUCUAUCAAAGAGGGAGGAAGGCUUACAGAAUCAAAUAAACAAACUGAAAAUUGUUGAAAAAGAAUAUGAAGAAAAACUUGAAAAUAUUCAGAAAGAACUAGAAGAAGCAUUAGAAGAAAAUGAAAUGUUGAAAUCUGAGAAGGAAGAACAGGAUCGGAAUUUCAAUGGUGAAUUAGAAUGUAUGACUAAAGAGACAGACAAACUGGCUGUGAAAAUGAAAAGUUUAAAAGAAGAUCUGUCUGCUAAGAAUAAGCAUUCAAAGGAACUAGAGAAGGAGAUCAGAAGUCUUAAGUCCAAACUGACUGCACAGACUAAAGCUGCUGAUACAAAGGACAGAGAAAUGGAAGAACUGCUGGGAGAGAAGGAGAAGAGUCACCAAGAACUACAGGAGCUGCAGUCUGUGUGUGAGGAAUUAAUGGCUAGUGUGGAGAAAGAGAAGAACUUGUGUGAAGAAGCUAAAUCUGAGGUUCAGGAUAUGAAGAAACAGUAUGAUGAUAUUGUAAAGCAAAAAGAAACAACAGAGAAAAGAUGUGAACAUGAGGUACAAGAGCUUAUGACCACAAUGGAGAAGUUUCACCAGACAAAUGCUAAGCUUGUCGGAGACAAAGACAAGGAAAUAGAGAAACUGAAGAAAGAAAUCAGUCGAAGCAAGGAUCUCUCAAAAUCAGAGACAAAUGCUCACAUACAGGAGCUACAAAGUGAAGUAGAUCAGGUCCAGAAUCUCUUGGCUGAUUCUAAUGAAAAAGUGAAAGAAUUACAAAGUGAAAAUGAAGACCUACAGACUAGAGCUGCAGAAUUUGAAGAAAGCAUCAAAGAGAAAGAUGAACUGGUUUCAAAAUACCAAGCUGAAGUAGAUGCAGUGAAGAGCAAAUUAAAAUCAUAUGAAGAGGAUAUGAGUAAUGUUGAGAAGGAAAACAAAGAGUACAAGGAAAAAAUCAGGAGAUAUGAGAAUGACUUAAAUGAUAAGGAAUCAGAGAUUCAGGAACUAAUGACCAAGAUGAAUGACUUGAAAGUAGAAAAGAGAGAGUGCAAUACAUCAUUAAAACUAAAGAAAAAGGCAAAUAUUAAUCAGAGCGUAAAAGAGAAUGUUCUAAUGACACCAAAGAUACAGGAUAUAUCAGAGGAAGACAGAGGUUCAAGUAAACUCAACAACAAAACAAGAAUGACACCUAAAGUUCCCCCACUUAGUAAAGAGCACACUACACCAAAGUAUACCCCCAUUCAGAAGAAGGAAAAUGUAUUAAAAAGACCAAGCCCAAAUGCUAACAAGGCAGUCACUCCUAUUUCAUCUGUGCUGAAAACUCCACAGCGAAGCAUUCUGAAGGAAAGCGGAAACUCCAUUGUUAAAAAGAGAAGAGUAGUGUUUGCUUCAGAUGAUGAGGAAGAAAGAUCUGACUCCUCCUCAUCUGAAAUGAUGGAAGUGGAGAUGGAUGAAAUUGAGAGUCGUCUGAAAACAACAACACCAAAGAGAACACCACUACUGCUGAAACCAUCUCCGAAAGUAAAAACACCAGAUAGAAGUUUGACCUAUGACAGUGAGGAGGAAGAGGAGACGAGAACUCCAAAACAGUUACAGCUGAAUAGGGUGUCCAGAGCUCCUUCCACGCUAAACCAAACAAGAAGAAAACAAGAAGCGAAGCCCCAGAGAACCACUCAGGAAGUCAAUAAGGAACCCCAAUCAGAAAAGUCACAGAAUAUUCGAAAAGCUCCUACAAAGCCUCCAGGUAAAUUCUUCUUGACUUCUCCAAAGGAGAGAUUGAAGAAUCAAAAGAGCAACUCAAAGCUGUCCAAACUGAAGAGGACGGAAGAUUCUUGGUUUGAGGUGGAUUCGAUUUUUGGAUUUGAGGACUAAGCAUUGUUUUAAUUUAUAUUCAUGCAAUCCUUAAAGUUGAAAGAGUACAGUCAGAGUGUUUGGGGAAAAAAAUUCAAAUAUCUGUGAUGUUCAAUUAUUAAGAUGUGAUACUGAUUUUCUGUGAUAUAAUUUGUUUUCCUGAUAUUAUAGAUCUCAGGAAUUCUUAAUUGUUCUGAUUUAAUCUAUACAUACAACAAUGCCAUUUGUUUCUGUAAUUGUUAUAUUUGUUGUUAUAUAUCUUUGAUCAACUUCUUGAAGUCUGUGAUAAUUUUGU
Molecule: messenger RNA, 3920 nt
Organism: Saccostrea cuccullata (small rock oyster)
Lineage: Eukaryota; Metazoa; Mollusca; Bivalvia; Ostreida; Ostreidae
Product: synaptonemal complex protein 1-like
Exons: 33
Coding region: 98-3646 (1182 amino acids)
Biological process (GO): synaptonemal complex assembly
Cellular component (GO): synaptonemal complex
Source: RefSeq, a predicted model, not a curated record